Molecule: messenger RNA, 1078 nt
Organism: Cladophialophora immunda
Lineage: Eukaryota; Fungi; Ascomycota; Eurotiomycetes; Chaetothyriales; Herpotrichiellaceae
Exons: 2
Coding region: 199-912 (237 amino acids)
Biological process (GO): import into nucleus
Cellular component (GO): cytoplasm
Source: RefSeq, a predicted model, not a curated record
GUCGCAAUUUGUCAAGCCUCACCGCACGUAAUAACGGAUGCUGCCGGCGACUCGAGUCCGGCCGAAUUGGUGCGCCUAAAGUCUCUUCCAACGGGUCUUCAGAUAUUAAGACGCGAGGGAAGGGAGUCUCUGAAGCGCUGAACGUCACCAAACACCCUCCACGCAACCGUCUUUGAUUCUUUCAUCGAUUCUGAAACAAUGGCAAAAGCUCUUAUUCUCGGCAGCACCGGCCUCGUGGGCUCUUUCAUCCUGUCGACGUUGAGAACGCACCCGUCUUCUCAGUUCUCCAGCAUCGAGGUCAUUGCUCGACGAUCUCCGCCAGCAGCCACAGGCCAGUCCAUCCCGGUCAAUGAGUUCGUCGAGAAGGACACCACCAAGUGGGCGGGUCAUAUAUCAUCCUUGUCCCCACCGGCUUCCGUCCUCUUCUGUGGUCUCGCCACGACACGUGCCGCAGCCGGUGGGUUCGACAAACAGUACAAGCUCGAGCACGACUUGAACAUCGAGCUGGCCAAAGCUGCCAAGGAGGCAGGGACGAAGACCUACGUCUUGAUUUCCUCCGGUGGGGCCGACCCUCACUCCUAUUUCGGAUACACCAAGAUGAAGGGCGAAAUCGAAGAAGACGUCAAGGCCCUCGAGUACGAUCACACGAUUAUUCUCCGCCCGGGACUCAUCCUCGGGAAGCGUCAGGAGCACCGUUUUGUGGAAGGCCUUUUGCAAGGGGUUGCCUCGGGACUGGGUAGACUCCAUCGGUCCCUGAAGGACAGCUGGGCCCAAGAUGCCGAUGUCAUUGCAAAGGCGGCUGUUGCUGCAGCGAUCAAGGCUGAAAAGGGAGAGGUCAAGGACAAAGUAUGGGUGCUUGGCCAAAAAGAAAUCCUCCAGCUUGGACUCAAGGAAUGGAAGGAUACUGAGUGAGAGGGGGGAAGUUCUUUUUCCGCGACCAAGGCUGAAUUGUAGGAUAACCUGGAAGGUUGGAAUGAUACCCAUAUCUGCGUUUGAAGGAUAAUGCAACCGACUCCGUCCGUUUCAUGGAUGAAUAUACCCCACUCAAAGUAUAUACAACGUCAUCUUCCUACCCUUA